UGCUUUUGACGCAUUGAAAUCAACCAUACCGACCGACAAUCUUUGAAAUAUUGUUUUUAGUUGCGGGACUGAUAGACCGAUCAUCAGGUGUGAGAAGUGAAGAGAGAAAAAAGAAACAAUUGCUCCAGCGGGGGUGUCGCAUCCUUUUUCCCUCUUGAAAUUGAGGAACUUGAGGACUCCUGGAAAACGUUUCCUAGCCAGUUCCAGUUCCUGAAUUGCAUUUUCCGACGCCACCGACUCUAUCAUUUAUCCACCGGACCCAGACACGCUACAUAACAAGAUGUCUUUCUCCUCAUCUGAAUACUCUUACUCAACUCCGACCACAACUUUCACCUCUCCAUCCUCCUGCAGCUCCGCUCGCUCAGUCCCUCCUUUAAGCACCAAUCUCUCAUCGCGAUCCUCGUCGUCCUAUCGACCUCCCUCACGCGCUCGUGAUCAAUUAGAAACCUUGAUCGCCAGACACGGUCGUCCAACUCGCUUUUCCCUAUCUUCCCUUGAGGAACUGACCGCGACUUACUCCUCUUAUAACCCACCUUCGCCGUUGUCCCGUCCACGAUCACCAGCCGCCGACUUAUCCGAUUCCUUUGAAAAGCUCUCUACAUCUACUCAUCAUCACUCUAGGUCAAGGCCUAUCCCGAUUCCCAGGUCAGCUUCUUAUAUCCACGGCGAGGAUAUUCCAGUCACCCCCUUGACUGGUCGAUUCGAGAAGAACUAUUUUCCUCACCGUGACGGUCGUGAGUUAUCACACGAAAGAGGCCGCAGAGGCAGCCGCCACAGAGAUAGCCGAGCAAGUCGUCGUUACAUCGAUCAUCGCUCUUCCAGAAUGCGCACCGAUAGCACGACCUUCUACUCCUCGGUUGCGUCGCAAUCUCUGUCUUCUUCUGGACGUUCUAGCUCCCCGCAGCCAGCCCUUCGUCGAGUACAGACGACGGCUAAAUCCGCUCCAGCCUUCCAUCUCGGUGAUCUACCCCGGUUUCAUCCUGCCGUCUAUCAAUCAUCCGGCACCUCACAGGCUGUGAAUGGCCAGCCGCCAUCGCCUCGUUCAUCUCGACAACAUGCCUAUCGGCCUGGUACGGCCUCUCGAGACCCCAUCUCACAAUACCGAGAUUUCGUUGAAGGGGUUGUGCUCCAGAAGCCUCCAUCCCGCCCAUUAUCUCCAAGCCCGUCCGCCCCGCGCCUGAACCCCCUUCGCAGUCCAGGCCCGGUUACACCCCUCGCGCUGGAAGAGGCGAAUGGUUAUCUUUCUGCCGGCGCCUCCAACCGAUCAGACCUCUCCUCACGGGACUAUCAGCAUUCGGCGCCAGCCCCUGAUCUGUUGGAGCGCUUGAUUGCUCGCGAAAAUGAGAAGGUUAGACAAAAGGCUAGAAAGGCUCCCAAAGGGUGGUAGAGAGAACCCCCGGGCCAUUUGAUGAUAGAACCAUGCUACGCGCUGUUUAUUGUCUUUCCCGAACCUUUGGAUGUUUAUCCGUGGCUCUGCUUAGGCAGGCCCGACGCCUCUGCUUCUGCUUUUCGGUUUUAUACCAUGAUUAUACCCCGCAUUGGUCUUGUUGCAGCUAUACUCUCGAACCCGGACCCCGCGUUUCGUGUCUUUGCAAAUUUAUUUCUACCCGUUCUGAUCCGUGCCAGACUCAGUUCACACAGGGUUUCCAUUUGUUCACGAUGCUUGUUCCUGCACUGUUUCCGAAAUCAUAAGGUCUUGCUUGGGUCAAACAGCACCAGGACUUUGUCCUUGCAUAGAGAAUCAUUUAUAAAUUAGACACUAAGUGACAUUAAAUAACAAUAACGCUAAGUGACAGAAUUAUUUUCUAUGGGGGUUUAGAUUAGUAGGAACUGUUUUGCUAGCAGCUUUCAGAGGACUAUAUUCUUCUGGUACAGUAUGCAGCAAGACCGCACCAAGUUCUAGAUCGUGACUCA
Molecule: messenger RNA, 1914 nt
Organism: Aspergillus calidoustus
Lineage: Eukaryota; Fungi; Ascomycota; Eurotiomycetes; Eurotiales; Aspergillaceae
Source: the annotation of a GenBank genome assembly